Messenger RNA from Morchella sextelata, 516 nucleotides. RefSeq lists its product as uncharacterized. Bases 1 to 516 code for a protein of 171 amino acids. The transcript has 12 exons. The record is from RefSeq and is a predicted model, not a curated record. NCBI's taxonomy places the organism in Eukaryota, Fungi, Ascomycota, Pezizomycetes, Pezizales, Morchellaceae.
AUGGAAGAUUCCAUCGCAACCCUGAGCCCUAAUUCGGAGGAAUUAAAUUUCCGGAUUUAUAGGUGCUUCAUCCUUCGACAUUGGGAACUGAGAGAGAGAUCUUGUCUAGCUCGACCUGCACCCGGCGGGGGUGCCAUUCUGGGCUUUAUUUUCUCCAGUAUUUUCCAAUGCAUCUGCUCGACCAGCACCUUGACAGUCUUUCUUUUCUCCACUAAUUUCUUAAUACAUCUGUUCGACCGGCGUCUCCAGAGAUUUGCUCGACCGGCACCUUCCGAGACAUCUGCUCGACCGGCACCUUCAGAGGCUUUCAUUUCUCCACUAGUUUUUCAAAAGAUCUGCUCGACCGGUACCUUCAAAGGCAGGCUCUCUUUAGUAUUCGCUCGACCGGCGCCUUCCGCGGUAGGCUUUAAUUUAAGCUCACUAUAUCUCUUAAGACAUCUGCUCGACCGGCACCUUCACAGCUCGACCGGCAUCUUCCUGGUCCUCUUUCUUCUGCUCGACCGGUGCCCUAAAUAG